AUGACUCUUAAACUUCAUAUUAACAUAACAUCCUACAAUAAAGUUAGGGGUCGUUUGAUUUGCACUUACCCAGUCUGCAACAGCUUCAUCGACGAUUCCCUCCGGCUUCCGGCGAACCUCCUGCGCCGACGAAGUGACAGCUCCGGCGCCGACGAAGUAACAGCCCCGGUGAGGAGAUCGACUUCAGCUUCCGGCGAACCUCCUGUCCGGCGAAGUAACAGCUCCGGCGAAGUAACAGCCCCUGUGAGCAGAUCGACUGUAGAUAUGGCAGACAAAAGAAUUAGGAAUGGGAAGCGGAAGCGAAGUUGA
Lactuca saligna is the source of this 309-nucleotide messenger RNA. NCBI's taxonomy places the organism in Eukaryota, Viridiplantae, Streptophyta, Magnoliopsida, Asterales, Asteraceae. The record is from the annotation of a GenBank genome assembly.